AUGGAACAAGUUCAACAAGAGAUCAAGCCGACAAUAACCGGUCUCCAACUAUUGAACUCGUUGAAAACAUAUGAAGCGUUUUCGACCGGCCAUAGACAAAUCGACUGUCAACUUUGGUCUCGACCUUUGAAACGAAACAGGGCUGAUUCGCCGACAGUCUAUCCUGCAGUCACCGGCUUAUCUAGACGUCAAUUGUUGCAAGUCGAUGGUCCUCCCGGUUCAGGAAAAACGAAACUCGUCAUCGGGCUUGCCGUGCGAGCUCGUGGCGCAAGCCUGGUGCGACAGGGAGCCAACGAACAAGUCGAAGUUUUGUUAAUUGCGGAAGCUCUAGUGAAAUCAUGCUACCAGGACAAAGAUGACGGCAAGCUAGUCGGUCGAAUCUGUGAUGGAUGCCAUCUAGUCAGGAUUACAUCGACGGCAGAACUAGGAUUCUUCUUCAAACAUCUACCCACUUGGUUGAAAUCUCAUUCCAAGGUUAAGCUAGUCAUAUUGGAUUCAAUCACUGCGCAUACGCGGUAUGUUAGCAUGUCCAUCACCCAGAGGAAAACGAUCGCGAAGAUCAUCAAGGAAGGCAUCACAGUCGCAUCAAUACAACAUGAUUGCGCCGUGGUCAUUACGAGCCAAUUGGCGACCAAAUCAGUGGUCAACCAAGCCUCCUAUACGAACAUGAAGAUCCUCACUCCGCCGGAUUUUGGCCCGAAUUUUUGGGCAAAGGAUGACCCCUCAAUCACCAACUCUUCAUAUCCAUCUAAACUCUCAAGAGUUUGUUUGAUGUUUAAUUUCGAUGGGACUAGGAGAGCUAUCGUGCUUGAGAAUGAUAAGAUUAUUCAACCUAGACUUAAUAUUUCAUUCGAAAUUGAUGAGAUAGGGAUAUUUGAUCCAUCAGUUUCCAACACAAAUGAGGCGUCUAAUGCGACUGAGUAG
Molecule: messenger RNA, 924 nt
Organism: Puccinia graminis f. sp. tritici CRL 75-36-700-3
Lineage: Eukaryota; Fungi; Basidiomycota; Pucciniomycetes; Pucciniales; Pucciniaceae
Exons: 6
Coding region: 1-924 (307 amino acids)
Biological process (GO): reciprocal meiotic recombination; meiotic DNA recombinase assembly
Cellular component (GO): replication fork; Rad51B-Rad51C-Rad51D-XRCC2 complex; Rad51C-XRCC3 complex
Molecular function (GO): crossover junction DNA endonuclease activity; four-way junction DNA binding
Source: RefSeq, a predicted model, not a curated record